Molecule: messenger RNA, 5256 nt
Organism: Ylistrum balloti
Lineage: Eukaryota; Metazoa; Mollusca; Bivalvia; Pectinida; Pectinidae
Exons: 18
Coding region: 1-5256 (1751 amino acids)
Source: RefSeq, a predicted model, not a curated record
AUGACUUUGAGUGAUGUAAUUCAAUUUGAAGGCAUUACAGAAAAACUUGGAAAAAAAGCAAUAGCACAAAAAAAAAAGAAAUCAGUUGUCAUCCCUGAUUCAUGUCCAGGAAAAGACAACAACAUGAGUUGUCAUGCAGGAUACAGAACAAGAGCAAUCGUCUUUCAGAAAAAAAACACCUUUGAUAAUAAGACACAAGAAAAAGCCAAAAACACUUCUUCAGUUUGCAGCGUCUCCAAAAAUGAUAGAGAUGUUGAUUUCACAACUAAAAACUUCUUGCAUGAAGUUGCUUCAAGAAAGAGGAAGGUUAAAACUUUUAAAAAUAAAAAUCAGGGUAAUGCUCAUGGAAACCAGCAAAGUAAUGGUAUACCUGAGAAGUCAGCAGAAUUCAAAGCAACCAAAGAAGAUUGUGUAAUCAAUUCACAAGACAGUCUUGUUAAUGAGGAUACUUGCAAAGAAAUUUAUUCGAUGGAACUGGAUAGGAUAUCUUCCUCAAAAAAAUACACAAAGAAUGAAUGCUCGCCAAAGGACUCUGAUAGCAAAACUUCAGAAGAGCCACAAGGUAAAGAGAAUUAUCAUCAAUCUUCUACAUCCGAUAUACACAACACUAAAACAAAGAAAAUGGAAAAUUCGGAAGCUACAAAGGAAAUUCAACAAAUCUGCAUGAAAAAAAAUUUGAAAUCCAAAAGAGGAAAAGAUUUUGAAAAGAGGAAAAUUUUUCCUGACCAGGAGAUCAUUAACAAAAAUGAAGUGGAUGUGAUUCAGAGUUCAUGUGACUUUGAAAAGUUUGAAAAUGAACAAAAAAGCAGCCCAAUUGCAAGUGUUACUGGAUCUGUUAGCAAGGAGUUGAGCUGUACAAUGAACAAAAUUACAACUGGAUGUAAAAAAGACAUGAAAAAAAGAUCCAAAAAUGAAAUAAGAAAUAAUGCAACAAAUGAAAUGACAUCAAAUGAGUCUAACUUAGAUAAUGUAAAUGGUGAUGAAGUGAUUGAAAAUAUGAAUGCCAGUGUAAUAUUUGGAAAGAAAAGUAGGAAAUGUAAAUCCGGCAAUCUUAAAAAAACACCUGACAUCAACAAAAACAUUGAGCAAACAAUGCCCAUAUCAACCUCUUCUGAUAUUCCUGAUCCCAAUGAAAACUUGAUGGCUUUUACUGCGGAUGGUAUAGUUGCAAAUUCUGAAGGGGAUAAGGAUGCUGAGCAGAAUGAACGAUCAAAACGAAAAAACCAAAUGGAAUUGCAAACCAAGAAAAAUUAUUCAAAAAAUGCUGAUUUAGAUGUUUAUGAUUUCAAUGAAGUGGAUCAGAUGAGAAGUUCUUUUGCUCCAAAAACACAAUCAAGUAAUUGUAAGACUGAUAAAUUUGUCAAAUGUAGGAUUGAUGUUCAAAGUGAAAUUGAAAAGGGCAUAACACUUCCAUGUAUAAGUGAUGGAGUCAGUGUUCUGCAAAUGAAACCAUUGGAAUUAGAAUCAGAGAAAGAAAAAAACAGAAAGUCAAGUGCAUCUAAGAGUGAAGAAUCAAAAUCCAAAUUUGAUAGUGAUGAUGAGGUUGUCAUAAAUAAAACAAUGUUACAAUCAAGAAAUAAAAGAUUGCAAAAGCAGAGUAAAGAAGAAGCUGACAUCACUUCGUCAGUUCAGAGUAGUAGACAAACAAGGUCAAAAAGACAACGAAGAAAAACUGUGUCAAAAAGCUGUACCAAGAAACCUAAUACUGAUCCAAAUGUUGUUGAGGAAAUAGAUGUAAUACAAAGCUCAUUUGGCCCUGAAAAAGAUGGAGUUGUGGAUCGAAUAAAAUCCAGAAAUGAAGACAAAUUACCUUCAAUGAAACCACUAACAAGGGGAAAACAAAAUGAGAAGAAACAAAUACUGGUGUCGACACCAUUAGAUAAUGUUGAGGAAGAUGUGGAGAAUUUUGAUGAAGAAAAUGAAAUUCUUUCUUUCAUAGGUUGUAGUGAUAGAGAUGGAGAUAAAGGUUGCAUGGAACAUUUGGAAAAAAAUCACUUAACAGAAGACCUGAAUCCUUUUAGUGAAAAAAACAUGUAUACAGUGAAUCAUGCAGAGAAAAAGGACAAUUCUGACAAUGACAGACAGAUUAAACCUUUAACAGAACAAACCGGAAAACACUUUCCAAACAACAGGAAAUCAAAAUCUGGCAGACCAAAGCAAAAAGUUACACAGAAAAAAGAAUCUUGUAAAUUAUCAAAACUGGAACACCGAAUACUCAAAAACACUGUAAAUGAUAAGAAAAGGAAAUUUAAUGAAUAUGAUAGUGAUGUUCAUAGUGAGUCUGAAGAUAAAAUGCAAAGUGAAAAUGGUUUAGUUCUCAAAAAGGGUUUUAAAUCAAGAGAAAUGAAGAAGAUCAAAUCAAUGAAAUCAAAGAUGAUGGAUUUUGAUACAAAAGAUAAAAAUGGCAAUGCAAACAUGCAGAAAUGGAAAACAAGGCAAAACAAAGGGAGAAGCAUAUCUGAGGAAAUCAAAGUUGGCUCAUUUGAGAAACAUACUGGGAAAAGAAAGUCAAAUAGACAGAGGAAAAAUGUUGAGAAAUGUGACUUAAGAGAAUCUGACCCAGAGUCUGAGGAUGUCAGUGACAGUGGGGUAAUACAUAGCUCCCUUUAUCCUGAGGGGGAUGAAGUUUUGAAGAGUCAAAAAUUGACUAGAAAUGAAAACAAAGAUGAUUUGAAAGAGCCCUUACUUGUAGAGCUAGUGAAAAGAAAAAGAAACUAUAUGCAAGAACUAACAUCCAACCCUGUGGAAGAUAUAAGUAGCGGUGAGGAGGGUUUUGUUAGAGGAAAAAAUAAAGAAAAUCUUUCCCCUCUGAGGUGCAACAUGGAACAUAACAGCACAAAGGACAAGGAACUUUUUACUCAAAAGAACCAGGAUCAAGGAUUUGAUGCAGCAGAAGGACAUGGCAGUCUCAAGAAUAGACAAAACCAGCUAAUGGAAUGGGAUGGGAAAGAGGACUGUUCACAGUCAGAUGAGAAUUCACUUCCAUUGUUCAAUACCAAUCUAUCACAAGAAAAUGCAAUAAAAUCUCUAAGCCAGAAGAAAUUUUUCAAAGAUAGAUUGAGACCUUCAACAUAUCAGAAGCAUGACUUGCAGAGUACUUGUAUGUCUGCUGCUGGUGUUCAAACGAAAAAGUCUUGUGAAGUAGAAUAUGGAAAGGGUAAAAAUCUGGUAUAUUUAGCCAUGUCAUAUUCUUCAACAGAGAGAAGAGAAGAUGUUUAUGGAGAUCCAUAUGAUUUUGAUGAAGAAUGUGCAAGAUCUUCCACAAAAUCUGAAAAAUUCUGCAGACAUGAAGGCAAUUCAAAUGCUAAACAAGGAAAAAUUCAAACACCCCAAAACUUUGAUGUCUCAUUAAAAAAGAGAAACUCAGCUUGUAAGGAAGUCAUUGUUCAGUCAUCGAAAGAGAAUCUUGAUUCUGUUUCUGAAUUGGUUGAUGAUAACAAUUUCGCUUUAAGCCCAAAGGAAAGUUUAGUCCAAAAUACAAAAGAAACCCUUCCAAAAUAUUCACGAAAAAUUGUGAAUGUGGUGAACAAUGAUGAUGUCUCUGUCUAUUCAAAGAGUCCAUCUUCAGGAUGUCUUUUAAAAAAUAGAUCUACAUCUAAAACACAUAAACAGCAAAAGGAACAUCAAAAAAAAGAAAUGCCUACAAAAAAUGUUAAUCGAAUAAUGGCCAGAUUUUUAGGAAGGAAAAGAAAUAAAAGCACUUGUCAAGAUUUAAAUGAAAAUGAAGAGUAUGAUCAUCAUGAUGGGCUUUGUCUUUCUAAAGGUGAUUCUUCUAGUCCAGUAAAAAUACCACAUUGUGAAAUCACCUUGGAUGAAGUCAUUGGUAUUUCAAGACUUAACGGAAAUACUGAUAAACUCCCAUGCUUCAAACAUCAUGCACAUCGAGGCAAUCAACCAAAACCAGCAAAAUUGGAAAGGCAUGAAGUUAAAGAUUGUGUUUUGCAGUCAACAUCCAAAUCUAUGACAAAACCAAAAUUCAAAGUAACAAAGAGGUAUUCUGAUCAGGUGCCUAGGAAAAUGAGAAAGGCUUCCUUUUCUGAAGAAAUUGAAAUUCUUGACUCAGAAAUCUCUGAUGAUCAGUUAUGCAGUUCAGGUGAUGAUAAUUUGAAUGAGGAGCUGCCACCUGUAAACAACAUUAUUACAAGGUUUAACCAGUUUUGCAAGAACAUAGUAGGAGGGCCAGAAGAUGUUGUGCAACUAGAGAAGUCAAGAAAAGUAACAAGCAGAGCUUUUGAUCAUGCAAGCAGGAGAAAACAGAAUAAAGCAUGCAGAAAAAGUGACCCUGGACUUAGGAGGAGUAACAAUCUAUGGAUGCCAAAAUUUGAUCCUGAAGAUCAAGUGGAGAUAUGUAACAUCAAAAUGCCAAUGACACUACCUUGCAGUGAUGCUGAAAGUAGCCAGGAGGAGACUAUACAUUCAGAGGAUUUACAGGUUCAGCCUCAGCAGGAAGCAAAGACAGAAUGUAACAAGAGCCGAAGUAACAAGUUGUUACAACAAACAAGGGAUACUGACCUCUCAGGACUCGUAUCAGGAUACUCCACAGAAUUAAGACCUUCCAGAUCAUCAAUGAAGAGGAAAUAUGACAGCAUACUUCAGUGUGGUGAUGAAAGUGAUCUGUGCAGAAACCAUCUAAAUGCUAGUUAUACUGUGGAAAUGUCUCAUCUCAGACCUAGAAGACUAUUCAGUUCUGAUUUUAAAGCUGUUGUAGAAAUCACUGACAGUAGUGACAAUGAAGAUGAAGAAGACUUGUGUACUACCUCAGAACAUAACACAAACUCAGAUGAGAUGUUGGGUAAUUCAGUGAAUCACCUCGAAGGUGUUGGUAUAGAUGCUGGUGUUUCCACGAUUGUCAAAGCUUUUGGGAUGGAUUUCCAGAAGCAAAUACAGACAAAGCAGCAUUGUGUAGAUGUGUUGACAAAAACAACUCUGAAGUCUAGUCAGAGGCAUUUGAGAAACAUGUUAACAGACAGGACAGAAAGAAGGAAUAACAUAAUUGAGAAGUUUGGGAAAAAAUUGCUGGCAGAGCUGAUUGCACUUCAAAAUGAUAUUAAAACCCUUGAAGAUAAUGAAGCAAAGACAUUGGCUGAUUUUGUGGCAAGCAUGUGUUGCAUGGACCAAUAUGAAUUAAAUUUUCAGGAAACAUUUAAAAAUGCCAUGAAGAAAGAUUUGACAUCAAUGCAAAGGAAAUUGCUUUUAGAUGCGCAAAAACAUGAAUUGACAGCUGUAAGGAGAAGCCUUCAUACAAUGAUCAGAUAA